AUGUUGCUUUCCAUUUCAAUAUACAAGUACAGUAGUAUAAUCCCUAAACAGAAGCCUGUGUUUGACAGGAAACGGACGGUGACUGACGCCCAGCUGAUGCACGACAAGAGCCGGGCGUUGCAGGCCUUCAAGCGUCGCCUCUGGCUGCACGAGCUCCUACAGCAGGUCCACACGGCUGUGCUGCAUGACAUAGCAGUGAUCCGCAACCCCACAGCAAGCAGGCCGGGGCCGGCGCCGCGGCUCAAGCCUGCACGGGUGUCGAAACAAACACAGCCCCUGGCCUUCCCCAUAGACGGGGCCGGAGCCGGGACCCACGUGGUGAGCUCCCCACAAGAGACUGAGAAAGCUUCCGGCUUUAGGGGCCAGUCGGCGAAGGGGCCGGGUCAAAGGAGGAAGGCCACCACCUGGUAUGGGAAGUGGAGUCAGAAGGAGAAGAGGAGGCGGCACAACGCAGCAGUGUAA
This is a messenger RNA of Engraulis encrasicolus (European anchovy), 462 nucleotides long. RefSeq names its product parathyroid hormone-like hormone b (gene pthlhb). Gene Ontology annotation, cellular component: extracellular region. Gene Ontology annotation, biological process: bone mineralization. The transcript has a single exon. Gene Ontology annotation, molecular function: hormone activity. The record is from RefSeq and is a predicted model, not a curated record. The coding region runs from base 1 to 462 and encodes 153 amino acids. Lineage: Eukaryota; Metazoa; Chordata; Actinopteri; Clupeiformes; Engraulidae.